This is a messenger RNA of Drosophila melanogaster (fruit fly), 303 nucleotides long. RefSeq lists its product as uncharacterized. NCBI's taxonomy places the organism in Eukaryota, Metazoa, Arthropoda, Insecta, Diptera, Drosophilidae. Bases 37 to 258 code for a protein of 73 amino acids. The record is from RefSeq and is marked reviewed. The transcript has 2 exons.
UUCGCUGCAAGCUAGUUCAACAAACCAUAUCUAAAAAUGUUUCGCUUGCUUUUGGCAUUAAUUUGUGCAUUUUCUUUGCCAUAUUUCCUAAGUACGGGAAGUCGAGAAGCUUGGAGAAAGACAGUGAAGGGUCGAGUGAUGUCCAACGUCAGCAUGACACUCUACUGGUGGAUCCAGCAACACUUCCCGUAUGAAUUGGUAAAGAACGAGGACGAAUGGGAUGCAAUUGGCGGCGAUGUGUACGAGAGGCCAGAAUAGUUUGAAUAUCAUAAAAAGGCCGAAUAUAUACUGUGAAAUAUUUGU